CCACCACCUCGCCGGCCACACUCGUCUUUCUCACGAGCCACAGCCCACAGGCACAGGCAGGCUCUCGAGCUCAGUCCACCCAUCGCAGGGGAUGGCGUCGUCGUUCGCCGUGGCAACGGUCCCGUCGCUGGCGGCCCCGGCGGCCAAGAAGCGGUCCGGCGGCGUCACGUACGUGGAGGGCAUGAACGCCUACAGCGGCCUCAAGGGGCUCAACAAGGUGAACAUGCUCGGGGUGCGCAAGACCGCCGACUACUCCUUCGCCAAGGUCGUGGCGUCGCUCAGCCCCGCGGGCAGGAAGCGGCGCGGCGGCGCGUUCGGCGCCCAGAUGAACGACGCCGCCGAGAUCUUCAGGAUCGCCGCCACCAUGAACGGCCUCGUGCUCGUCGGCGUCGCCGUCGGGUUCGUGCUGCUCCGGGUGGAGGCCGCCGUCGAGGAGUCCGAGUAGGGUGCGUGGGCCUGCCACUGUCGGCUGUCGCCCCGGGCCGCAGUCUGCUUCAGAAACCGUGAUAUAUAUAUAACCAGAUGUACGCUUUCGAAUCAAUUUACUUUGGUAUGUAUCCAUGACAAUUGGUGAAUACUGUGGAAAUAUGUUUUUGGAGUCGAGGCCUGCAA
This is a messenger RNA of Zea mays, 612 nucleotides long. RefSeq names its product plastoquinol-plastocyanin reductase. NCBI's taxonomy places the organism in Eukaryota, Viridiplantae, Streptophyta, Magnoliopsida, Poales, Poaceae. Gene Ontology annotation, cellular component: cytochrome b6f complex. The coding region runs from base 92 to 445 and encodes 117 amino acids. The transcript has 2 exons. The record is from RefSeq and is marked validated.